UUACCUGUGAAUGAAAUGGCUAUGUAUCAUUAGCCAAUCGCCGCGCAGGAGCCGGGACAGCGGCAGCCAAUCGCCGCGCAGGAGGCGGGCUUGUUCCUGAAUACGGGUGGGGAGUAAAACGGCGCUCAUCAGCUGCGGAGCUUCGACGGCGCGCGCCUCCGUCUCCCCGCGGUCUGCAGGCGAGAUCAGCAGGAGAAGAGCCCAAGAUGGCAGCGUGAGGAUGAGACUGCCCAGCUCGGUCCUAGUGUCGGUCUCUCUGUUUACAGCCGAGACCACGGCUGCCCUGUACCUCAGCACCACGUACCGCUCGGCCGGAGACCGAAUCUGGCAGUGCUUCACCCUGCUGUUCACACUGGUCCCCUCCGUGCUGGUGCAGCUCACGCUCAUCUUCAUCCACAGGGACCUGAGCAGAGACAGGCCGCUGGUGCUGCUGCUCCACAUCUUACAGCUGGGACCUAUUGUCAGGUGCCUGGAUGCAUUCUGUAUCUAUGGAAGUUCAGGGAAGGUGGAGGAGCCCUAUGUCACCAUCACACGCAAGAAGCAAAUGCCCCGCAGUGGUCAGACAGAGGAGGUGGAGCAGGAGGUGGGACAGGCGGAGGGCAAGCUGGUCACCCACCGGGCUGCUUUCGCCAGGACCUCCGUCAUCCAGGCCUUCCUGGGCUCAGCUCCUCAGCUCACACUGCAGCUCUACAUCUGCAUUCUGCAGAGGAGUGUUUCCAUUGGGAGAGGCACACUGAUGGUCAUCUCUCUGCUCUCCAUUGUCUAUGGAGCCCUGCGCUGCAACAUCCUGGCCAUCAAGAUCCGCUACGAUGACUACGAGGUUUCAGUGCAUCCGGCAGCAUACCUGUGUGUGUUCAUGUGGCGUGGGUUCGAGAUCGCCACGCGGGUUGCGGUGCUGGUGCUCUUCAGCUCCGUGUUGAAGGUGUGGGUGCUGCCUGUGGUCUUGGUUGGCUUUUUGCUUUUCUUUCUGCUGCCGUGGGUGCGCUUCUGGAGCAGUCACUCGCCCUUCCCUGAGAACAUUGAGAAGACACUGACGAGGGUGGGCACCACCAUUGUGCUUUGCAUGCUGACAUUCCUCUACGCUGGCAUUAACGUCUUCUGCUGGUCAGCCGUGCAGCUGAAGCUGGACGACCCGGAUCUUAUCGACAAGAGCCACGGCUGGCGCCGCGCUGCCGCCUACUACUCGCUGCGGUUUGUUGAGAAUGCGGCGCUCUCUUCACUCUGGUACGUCCACCGCACCGACUUCUACCGGCAGGUGGACGCGCCCGUGUUAGAACUGAUGCUCUUGCUUGGCUACGCACUGGCCGUCUUCUUCAUGCUGCUCUUCUACCAGUGCUGCCAUCCCUGCAGGCGACUCUUCUCGUCCAGCCCGGCCCAGGGCCUGUGGGAGUGCUGCGGGUCUCUGAAGCUGCCCGUUGGGACCUACUCCCAGCCCUGUCUGCCACUGGACAAGCCUGGGCUGGAGCAACCCGAAACAGCCAAAGAUUCGGUCACCAAUGGAGAGGUCAAUCAGAGUCUGUGCUGAGUAGUAAAAAGUGCCCCUUAUGGACCAGAAGCUUGACUACUCAAGAAAGAAGCUCAAAUAUUGUUGUUAUUGCCUUGACCGUCUUAAGGAAUGUAUGAGGGAACAUUACUCAGACUCAGAGAAGGCCAGAUUUCCUGGUUUUGAUUCUUCGUUCGUUUGUUUACAAGGCGAAAGCGGUCGCCGUAAUCGUGGCAUGGGGUUGUUGAUGCAUGUGCUUAAUUUUAACCUUAAUACAACAUAUGAAAAUGCUGCUUCUGUCGACAUAUUAUGUGGGAGCUCUCUUGUGUAACUGUCUGUCUAUCCUUCUCUCUGUUAGUUGUCUUUCUCUGUCUCUCUCUCUCUCUCUCGCAAUCUCCAUCUCUUUUAUAUUCAAACAUAAAUAUUUGUUUGGAACAUUAUCUUAAAGGGGUUAGACAAAAAUAAUGGAAACACCAAUCUUUUUUUCUAAUUUUAAAGCCCUUUGACAAGCUUCUGAAUAGUUUGUAGGCAAAUAAGAAAACAUUAUUUGAAGAGGAAUGCAUAAAAAAAUGUUGUAACAUCAGCUUAAAAUAAUGUGGCAAUUCAUUACACCAGUCUAUUGUUCUUACUUUGUUGUCAAGACUCAAGAUAUUUUAUUACUGCACCUCUGACAGGUAGCAGUUUAAGCUUACUCAAAAACAACAGUGAAUGUUUUGCCGCGUUUUUUUAAUAGCUGCCACUGAUUUCCCUUAUUGAAUGAGGUUUUCAGGCUAUAUUUCACACUUAAACUCACAUGUCAAGGGACCAAGGAACUAGCAUCAUGUCCCAUGACUUUUGCCAUGCCCCAUACAUGCUAAGAAAUGCUGUACUGAGCUGCAGGAACUUCCCAUGCCAUCAUGCCCAUAAUGUCCACCAUAUAUGGUAAUGCCUUCUAUGAGGUAUUCCCAGUACACAUGUGACACUCUAGAUUAAGGAAUUUUAAAUGCCCACACAAUUUUAAAAGUUAUGUUAACAUCGGAAAUGUCUAAUCCAUUUGGCACCCACUAUUUGGCCUCACAUGAUCAUGUUACGUGGUAAGUGUUAAGCCUUACUCACCAGAUAACACCUCACACCAUAUACAGGUGUGGGUGUACAAACAAUCGGUUUGAGAAAACUGAUGAUAAGGAUAAUUUUGCUAAAUUUAAAACCUCUGGAAUAUAAUCAAGAGGAAGAUGGAUGAUCACAAGCCAUCAAACCAAGCUGAACUGCUUCAAUGUUUGCACCAGGAGUGGCAUAAAAUUAUCCAAAAGCAGUGUGUAAGACUGGUGGAGGAGAACAUUAUUUCAGCCAUUUCUCAUUUUCUGCAAAUAAAUACUCUAAAUGACAAUAUAUUUAUUUGGAAUUUAGGAGAAACGUUGUCCGUAGUUUAUAGAAUAAAACAAUGUUCAUUUUACUGUACUAACAAAUACCUAUAAAUAGCAAAAUCAGAGAAACUGAUUCAGAAACUGAAGUGAUCUCUUAAUGUUUCCAGAGCUGUAUAACAUGAACAUAUAACAGUAUUCACAAUGGAAUGACAAAAGUCAUGGGACAGGAACUAUCAUCAUGUCCCAUGACUUUUGCUGCAGGACAUGCACUUAUUAUUAUAACAUAAACAAUGUGUUAUAUACACGCUAACAUGCCAAAAGUCAUGGGAUUUGGGAAUUAGCAUCAUGUUCCGUGACGAUAAUUACCACCCUCUGUGCUGAGAUGUCCACUGUGGGUGGCAAUGUUAGCUUUAUAUGAUGUUUUCUCGGGAUACCUGUGACACUGUGUAUCAAGGAAUGUCCCAUAGGCCCCGGAAAUAGAAUGUCCCACCCAUUGACACCCACUGUAUCAGGCAUCAUUCACUGAAACUCUGAUUAAAAUUCAUGUAGCCUUGCUUCACUCACAAGAUAUAUAUAUAUAUAUAUAUAUAUAUAUAUAUAUAUAUAUAUAUAUAUAUAUAUAUAUAUAUAUAUAUAUAUAUAUCUCUUAUAUACACUUCAUGAUCAGUUUACAUGCUGCUAUCCCAUGACCAUGAUGCAUAUUGUGCAUACUGCAACUUCUAUAUAUUUAUCAUUACAUCAAGUAGGUGAGUAUUGUUGGAAUAUUAUUUUUUAUGCUAAAAAAAAAGAAGAGAAAUGAGCAUAAGAUGACUCAUGAAACUACUUUCCUUGGGAAAGGUCCACAGGUUGAGCCAGGCUUUUAUUUAUUUAUAUAUUUUGUAUAUCUACAUUGUAUAACACUUCUUUUCUUAUUCUGUUCUGUCGGUUGCUAAGCAGUGAGCUUUUCACCUGCAGCCACUUGACUUAAAACUGAUUCAUUUUGAUACUGUCUGCUUAUAAAACUUGAAGUUGCUUCUUUAAAACUCAUCUUGUUUCCUUCGUUUUUUAUCUCUUUAUUAUGAACUAUAGGGUAAAUCAUCAUGUGGUGUUUCUGAUAUUUCAUCUCUCCCCUUGUUGUGCGUUGUAAAGGUGUGCAGUUCACGACUGCCUAAUAGAAUUCUGUUUCACUCGCCAGCUUCUCAGGUUUAUUCCUUGCUUACGCGUGUCGUCUUACUGCUUCAAGCAAGUUUAUUGAUAAAGAACUGUAUCUACUCAAAUAUAGAGACUUUCUUACAUUAACCCAGUACACAGGAGAGGGCACUGAAUGACAGACGGCAAAGAAGGUAGCUCACGACUUUUUGACAUGUGAAGUAUACUGACAUGCCACGUCAUGGGACAGGAACUAGCAUUGUGUCCCAUGACUUUUGCCAUGUGCCAUGGAAGCUAAAGAACACUGCACUGAGCCUUAAAUGUGCAUUAAAUGUGAAUUUGAUUUCAGAUGUGAUGCAAAAGUCUGUUUUGUCUCCUCGUGUUUAAUAAAAUAGCGAUUUGUCCACUAUUACACUUUGUGUGCGCGUUUCCACUGAGAUUCACGUAAACACAACAGCACAUGGAAAUGGAGGAGCUACUGAACGCGAUGCCAUGUGACAGAGAACGCCAAAAAAACUCACUGGUCCUCCUGUUUUUUCAGUUGCAGUCCGGAUGCAAGAGUUUUACAGCUGAGUAUAAGUAAUACCUCCUGAGAAACUAAUCCGGUCCGGAUAGGGCUAAAUUCUGAUAAUUCAUGUUGCCUUGCUGUGUGUACACUGGCCAGUUUUCAGCCUCACUUAACAAGGUAACACCACAAUUUAUAAAGGUGUGUACAUUCCCAAGCUGUCCCAUUUCAAAAACGAUAUAUUUACACACUGCUAUCCCUUGACUUUUGGCAUGUCAGUAUAUAAAACAAUAUAAGUUAAACUAUGAGGAGACAUGACAGUUUAUGACAGAUUUUGUUUAGUUUUGACUUUUUGUGUCUAUUUAUUUCUUACUUUUUUUUAAACUGAAUGUAUUCACAUUCCUAUUUUGCACUUCUCCUCACUUGCAUUUGUACAGGUUUGCAAAUGGAAAGGGACCACUUUUGCACAUUAUGAUACGGAAAUAUUUUGAUAAUAGAGGACAAACGAUGUGAAGUUGAAAGCAGCAUGUUUAUGGUCGAUGAUUGUACUUAAGCCUCUGGCUCCCUCUGUUGGCUGAAUGCAUGAACAGACUGUAUUUAUAUAGCAGAAUGAUCCAAGCAGGGCAACUUCAUCUUAUUCAAGUACCAGUGGCACCUGCGAAAGACUUUUUGUUUUCUGUAAACAAAGCUCAAGAAAAUAAGAAAAAUAAAGACAAAAUGUUCCAUUA
Molecule: messenger RNA, 5187 nt
Organism: Astyanax mexicanus (Mexican tetra)
Lineage: Eukaryota; Metazoa; Chordata; Actinopteri; Characiformes; Acestrorhamphidae
Gene: xk
Product: X-linked Kx blood group (McLeod syndrome)
Exons: 3
Coding region: 221-1525 (434 amino acids)
Cellular component (GO): membrane
Source: RefSeq, a predicted model, not a curated record